This is a messenger RNA of Oncorhynchus keta (chum salmon), 641 nucleotides long. RefSeq names its product stimulated by retinoic acid gene 8 protein homolog. The record is from RefSeq and is a predicted model, not a curated record. Lineage: Eukaryota; Metazoa; Chordata; Actinopteri; Salmoniformes; Salmonidae. Gene Ontology annotation, molecular function: protein dimerization activity. Gene Ontology annotation, biological process: cellular response to retinoic acid; meiotic cell cycle. The annotation marks the transcript as partial. The transcript has 4 exons.
UUUGUUGCUGCCUCAGAAUCUGAAAAGGCAGCUUUGCAAGCCAUACUUUAAAUGGUCGCAUGGAAUAAAUGCUUUGCAGUGGCCAUUGCUAUCGUGGCUUCUGCAGUUCUCCACUUUCUUAACCACCUGUGGUAAUGUAGACGGCGUUGCGGGGUUGAAAGGUUUUGAUUUAUUUAUAUACUUUGCUGUAGCACAAUAUUUUUUUGAUGUCAUACAUUUUUUUUGCAAAGCAUUUCUGAUUUGCAGUACGAACAGUAUUGCCCGUCAAUCAUCCCCAAUUACCGGCUCCAGCCACCCUUUAAAUUCAGGAUGUCCAGACGAGGCCGUACCGGUCCGACCGGGCUCCGGAGGAAACGGGACACGGAGGAGCACCGGAAGGAGAGAAGACGGGCUCUGCAGGCCCGACACCGGGCCAACCUGGCCACCCUGUUCGAGACGCUCAACACCGUGGUCUGUCCCACAUCCGACAAGAUGCCUGCCAAGUGGAAGAUCUUGGACCACGCCAAAGGAUUUCUGAAAGAGCAGGAAGCCCACCUGAGCAGACUGAUGCUACUGAAAGGGAUAUUCCUCGGUAAUGAAGACGGGCCGUGCAGCUUGGAGGAAGUGAGGGCAGAGUACCGGAGGCUGCAGUCACACAGCAG